Molecule: messenger RNA, 2609 nt
Organism: Athalia rosae (coleseed sawfly)
Lineage: Eukaryota; Metazoa; Arthropoda; Insecta; Hymenoptera; Athaliidae
Product: alpha-tubulin N-acetyltransferase
Exons: 8
Coding region: 754-1887 (377 amino acids)
Biological process (GO): alpha-tubulin acetylation
Cellular component (GO): microtubule
Molecular function (GO): tubulin N-acetyltransferase activity
Source: RefSeq, a predicted model, not a curated record
GGCGACAGUCGAGUCAGUCUGGUCAGGUUCGAGACCUUUGACGGUUGAAGCGGAGGCUCCGCGCGUUAAUUUUAAAAUAAAUACCCGGAGCGCGCCCGGUUCGUAUGUAAAUCGGAGGGAGGAUUCAUCCCCGGAGAGACCCCUAGGGAUUUUGAACCGCGAGGAGGAGACGAAUUCACUCAAAAAGGGCGGAGGCGGACACCAGGCGCCGAAUCAAUUGAUGGGAAGAAAAUAAAUCAGGAUUAAAAAAUAACAUGGGACUCGUGGGAAAUAAGAUGAAGAUAGAAAUCAUCGCUAAAUUAAAUUAGAGACAAGAAGAAUAGAAGAAUUUCAAUAAUAAUAAAUUUGUACGCGUCUGUAUUUUGGUAUUGAUCCGGUUAACCAAAACGUGCGAUUGCUAACGAGCUGCGAUCUCCUUUUGUGAAUAAUAUUGAUAUUAAUAAUAAUUAUUCGCACGAACUUGGCAACUGAGAAGGCCCUCCACUUUUCGUAACGCCUGUUCUAGAAACGAUUAUUUCUAAUUAUUUUUUCCUUCGUCAUGAGUUGAUCCGAAUCGCUCGCUAUUAAACUAUUUAAAAUCAGCAUAAUCGUCCCGACAGAAACCACCGGCAACCGACUGCGAAAAGCUAAAAUUAAAACAAAAAAAAAAAACGAGAUAAGAUUUCUAAGGGUAAUUAGCCCAGGUGUGAGAAAAAAAUUGAAAUAAAAUUGCUCAAAGAACGAAAACUAUUCGAUUGAAUAAAAAUCGUCAAAAUGGAAUUCAACUUCAACGUCAACAACCUACUGCCAAAGAAAAUCAACAAAAUUUCGCACACCCUGAUGAUCGAAAAUUUCAGAGGAGAUCGACGCGAGUACGCAGAAUCUCAAAGACAACUGACCAGGAUUCUGGACGAAAUGGGCGAGGCGUCCGCGAAGGCCCAGGGUCUGAGCAAAAGCAUAACCAGUGCUCAAAAAUUGAGGGACACCGAUCAUCUCGUUUAUCUUCUCGUCGACGCUGAAGCGAAUCGGGGCAAGGGGUCCGUGGUGGGCCUGCUGAAGACCGGGUCAAAAAAUUUAUUCAUGUUCGACGAAACGGGUGGUUGUUAUCAACUGCAACCGAGAUGUGUCCUGGAUUUUUACGUCCACGAGUGUCGUCAGCGUACGGGAUGGGGUAAAUUUCUCUAUCAACAUAUGCUGGCCGAGGAGAAAAUCCAGCCGGUCAAAAUAGCGAUCGACAGACCGUCCGACAAAUUUUUAGCAUUUUUAAAAAAACACUACGGACUCACGAGGAUCAUACCGCAGAACAACAAAUUCGUCGUGUUUCAAGGAUUUUUUGAUAACGAAAUUCAAGACGCCAGAGGCAGCCGGUACGAGUUGUCGCCGAAACCCUUCGACAGUCCCUCCCCGAAUAACAACAACUACGGUAACAUCAACUCGAGCAUAAACGGUGCUGGCUACACCCCCGGAAUAAAUUCUAGAAACGCUUACGGGAGAUACGCCGCUGCUCGGCCGCAGUGUUCUAUGGGGGAUAUAAUUCACAAUACCGCUGUCCUGGGGCAACCACCUGAACGAACUGGUUCCAGCUGCGUAGCUCCCCUGCAAUUUUCGGCACCCAGACCAGAGAGGCCGCGCUCUUUGUCUCUCUACUCCGAAGAGGAGCAGAAGCAGAGGACAAGUGCGUUAUCGACGGUACCAACACCCGCGAUUCCAGAACAUCAGCCAACGCCUCUGAUACCGACCUUGGAGCUCCUCCAGGUGGACGCCGAAAGGGCGGAGAGAGAACGUAACAACGCCAACAAUCCUGCGGUAAAAAAGUCGCAGUCGCCAUCCCCUUCGUGUGCCCAGGAAGUGGGAGGCAACGAAGCAGGUCAUUUGGAUUUGAAAUUCUAUCACUCGCCCCUGUGGUAGAAAUUAAAGUUCGAAUGAUUUCGUUAAUUUGUAUCAUCGUCGCGUACACGCCCGGGUAAAAUUAUCAGCCUGACGAAUUGAAACGAAAAGAAAAUGCAACUAGACCAAAUGAAAUUCAAUAGAAGUACAGAGCUUACUUGCAAAAUUUGCGGCGUUUUGUUUUUAUCUUCCAAUUAGGAAUGUAUCUGGUCCGGCUAGACGUCUGUAAAUUUAUAGAUUCACCGAUGGUAGAGGCGAUGGCACACGAAGUACACGCCACUAGAAAAGCACUGCAAUAGUUUAUAGAGUAUUAAUAAUCAAUGAAGCAUUAGUUAAUUGAAUUAGCCGUUAGAAAUUGGCAAUAUUUAUAGGUAACCAUGACUUGAUAGUCGUGUUCAAACGUAGGUACGACUAACGAAAAGAAAACGUUGCUUCCAUACGUAAUUAAUCUCUUCCAGGCGUACGUCGUAUUAAAUAAAUUCGACCAAUUGAUCAUAGGCUUUAGAUUAAAGCGAAUUGUAUUCACUGACGAAAAUUUUCACGAAUUAUUUUUCAGAAAAUUUAUGCCCAACAAGGGAUUGUUCCACCAAGAUUACAAAAAUCAUGUGUAGAUGUCAAACAUGCCGAGCCAUUUUCGUACUUUGUUCCAAAGUUCGUACGACAAAUGCUUGUCGAGGCUAUAAAUAUAUAUGUAACAAGGUUCACUGAUUGUGAAAUAAAAUAAACGUUCGUGUAUAACGAUA